Messenger RNA from Kwoniella mangroviensis CBS 8507, 1884 nucleotides. RefSeq lists its product as uncharacterized. Lineage: Eukaryota; Fungi; Basidiomycota; Tremellomycetes; Tremellales; Cryptococcaceae. The record is from RefSeq and is a predicted model, not a curated record. Gene Ontology annotation, molecular function: guanyl-nucleotide exchange factor activity. The coding region runs from base 1 to 1884 and encodes 627 amino acids. The transcript is spliced from 9 exons. Gene Ontology annotation, cellular component: cytoplasm.
AUGCCUCCUCGUAAAUCUUCUACUCCCGCUUCAUCAGCCAAACCAGCUUCCAAACCUUCCAAAGCUGCCAGCACCACGACUAAACCUGUAUCGUCCGCUAAACCAGUUUCUCGACGAGGUGCGGCAGCAAAGGAAUCUACGCCGGCUGUGGUACCUCCCGCGAUCGCCGAAGAUUGUGAAGCGAGUGAUCUGCCCAACGGUAAAGACGUGAAGAGAACUAGGAAAGCUACUUCGCCGCCUGCUACGGAUGGUCCAGCAGCUAAGAAAGGAAGGGUCGGUCAACUUGUUGAUGAAGUCAAGAGAGGUAGGAGAAGAUCCAGUAUCGGUCCUGGAUUCAAAAAUGAGCUACCUUCAAUACCUCCCAUUGCUUCACCGCAUAACGCAUUGUUUAUCUGGGGUACAGGUGAUAUGGGUCAAUUCGGUUUAGGUCCAGAUGAGCUGGAUGAGAUCGCCAGACCAAAAAUUCAUUCAUGGUUCGAAGAAGAGAUCGAAGAUGGUAAAUUAAGUCGAGACGGUAAAGAAGGAAGUGGUGGGUUGGAAGCAGUCGCUUGUGGUGGUAUGCACACAUUGGCUAUAGAUGAAGCUGGUAGAGUCCGAUCAUGGGGUAUCAACGAUAAUGCUGCUCUCGGAAGAGUGACUACCAAUGUACCUGACCCUAAAGAUCCAGAAUCCAUCAUUCCCAACGAAGACCUCGAGACAGUACCUCUGGUAGUAGAAGCUCUGGAGAAAGAAGGUUUCAGAGCGGUCAAAGUCGCUGCGGGUGAUAGUGUCAGCGUAGCAAUCUCUGAUCAAGGUGAAUUGAGAGCGUGGGGCAGUUUUAGGUCGAACGAAGGUGUAUUAGGUUUCGAUGGUGUACCUGGACAUCCAACAUUCCAAUUCACUCCAAUUGCCUUACCUGUCUUCUCCAAACUGAAAAUAGCCGAUGUCUCCUGCGGGACAGAUCACGUACUAGCAUUGACUACUGCUGGGCACGUGUAUGUCUGGGGUAACGGGCAGCAAAACCAAUUAGGACGACGAGUGAUUGAGCGAAGAAUCAAAAAUUCCUUGGAACCUGAAAGAUUAGGAUUGAGGAAUAUCGUUUUGGUCGCUGCUGGAUCUUUCCAUUCAUUUGCGGUGGACGUGGAUGGAAUCGUGUGGGCAUGGGGGUUGAACACUUUCCACCAGACGGGAUUGGAAGGUAGAUAUGCGGAUGAAGAGAUGGUCAUUGCUCCUAGACAAGUGGAAGGGUUGAACCCGGAGAAUCACGGUGGAAGUAAAGUAGUACAAAUUUCAGGUGGUGAACAUCACUCGCUGUUCUUAUUUGAUAAUGGAGAAGUAUGGGGCGUUGGUCGAUCAGAUGCCAAUGAGUUGGGUAUACCUGAAGAUCACCCUGCUUACAAGGGAAUAAUUGAAAGAAGGGAAAAAACUCAAGAAGAAAGACAAGAUAGAGUGAAAGAGAAACAAGAUAAAUUGGAUCAUAUCUUACAGCAAAGCAAAGUGGAUGAAAAUCAAAAAGAGAAAUUGGAAUUGGAAUUAUCAGAAGCUCAAGCUGCUUUGAGAGUACCAAUGGGUGAAUAUAUUCCUGAACCUGUCAGAAUCUGUUUCCCUCCUAUUCCAGAACAAUACGAAGUCGUCCCUCCAUUCCCUGCAUACAAAGAUUCCAAAUCUUCCGAUAAUCCCAUUAUCAACAUUUCAGCGGGUACGAGACAUAAUUUAGCAGUAUCGAAAUCUGGACAUGUCUAUGCCUGGGGAUUGGGUAAUCAAGCUCAAUUAGGUUUAGGCGCCGAUACUGAAUCUGCCGAAGUACCUUCGUUAGUACGAAGCAAGCUGCUCAGACCAUACAAGGCCAAAUUCGCUUCCGCAGGUGGACAACAUUGUGUCUUGUUAGCUACCAAGAAUGAAUAG